ACAAGCUCCCUUGCUCUAGUCUUGGCUGUCUUGCGUAUAACAAGAAACUCACACCAUGGUGAAAGAAACCAACGAAGUUCACGGCGCCGAGGUGACAAUCCUCACGUCUGCCACCACGACCGUGGCGCCGGCGCUGCCGAUGCAAGAGCACCGUCUGCCUUUGUCGAACCUGGACCUCCUCCUGCCGCCCAUCGAUGUCGGCGUCUUCUUCUGCUACCUCCACCCCGCGCCAACAGCGGCCGCGCUCAAGGAGGCGCUGGCCAAAGUGUUGGUCACGUACUACCCGCUCGCCGGGGAGGUCGUGGCCAACGCGGACGGCGAGCCGGAGGUGCUGUGCAGCGGCCGAGGCGUCGACUUUACCGAGGCCAGCGCCGACGACGCGGAGCUGCGGGAGCUCCGGCUGGGCAUGGUAGACGAGGGCGUGGAGAAACUUGUACCCGCCAAAAAAGCCGGCGUCAUAUGUGUUCAGGUCACGAAGUUUAAGUGUGGUGGCGCUGUCGUCGGCUGCACUUUCGACCACCGUGUAUGCGACGCCUACUCCUUCAACAUGUUCCUCGUAGCGUGGGCCGCCGCCGCCCGCGGUGGCUCUGCAGCUCUAGCCCCGUCGUUUCGCCGCUCCCUAGUCGCUCCGCGCGACCCGUCGCCGCGCACACACUCCACCGACGCUCUCAUCGAUCGCCUCUUCUCCCCUCUUAGCUCCGCACCGCCGCCCCCUCCAUCCUCCGUCACCGCAACCGCCGUCAACCGCAUCUAUCACAUCUCCGCCGCCGACGUCAAGGAAUUGCAGGCCAGGGCAGGGCCUACGCGCACAAAGCUCGAGGCGUUCACGGCCCACCUAUGGCAGCUCUCCUCCAGGGCAGCCUCCGAGCGCCAGAGCCUAUGCUGCAUGGGUAUGGUUGUCGACGGGCGCGGCCGCAUGUUCCCAGAUGGCGCCAUGGAGGCCUACUUUGGUAAUGUGCUGACCAUAACAUAUGGCGUCAUCGGUGUUGAUGACCUCCGCCGGCGCAUGGCCCUCGCCGACGUGGCGGACGACGUGCACCGGUGGGUGCGGGAGGCCGCGACGGGCGAGCACUUCCGUGGCCUGGUCGACUGGGUGGAGGCACUGCGGCCCAAGCCGGCCGCCGCCAGAGCGUACCUGGGUGGAACCGGCGGCGCCGAGGCGACGGCGUGCAUCGUGUCGUCGGGGAUGGGUUUCCCCGUCAGCGAGGCCAACUUCGGUACGGGCGUGCCGGCAUUCGCGUCAUACCAUUUCCCAUGGCCGGCCGGCGCAGCGUACGUGAUGCCGAUGCCGAGUGCGCGUGCGGACGGCGGCUGGGUGGUAUACGUGCACGCGUCACCUGAGUUGGUCAAGGUGAUGGAGGAAAAGCAUUCUAUUUUCAAAGCCCUGGAUAACAGCUAUGUGUUUGGAUGAAGGGGUGACAUGGUAAUAUAUAUACGGAAAUAACAUAGGGCUGGGUGGCUCGGUGUUCAUUGCCAACUAAUACUGUACAUUUAUUGCGUACCAUUUGCAUGUAAAACCACAUUCUACAAGUAUGUGGCCGUCUGACGUCUCGUGUAUAUAUAUGUCAUGUCGGCCUGUUAUUUUUUUAAAUUGUACGGCAGAAGCUCCGCUUUUAUUUACACUAA
Molecule: messenger RNA, 1626 nt
Organism: Lolium rigidum
Lineage: Eukaryota; Viridiplantae; Streptophyta; Magnoliopsida; Poales; Poaceae
Product: coniferyl alcohol acyltransferase-like
Exons: 2
Coding region: 56-1411 (451 amino acids)
Molecular function (GO): acyltransferase activity, transferring groups other than amino-acyl groups
Source: RefSeq, a predicted model, not a curated record